Ceratosolen solmsi marchali is the source of this 1127-nucleotide messenger RNA. RefSeq names its product putative deoxyribonuclease TATDN1. Gene Ontology annotation, molecular function: 3'-5'-DNA exonuclease activity. The transcript is spliced from 5 exons. Lineage: Eukaryota; Metazoa; Arthropoda; Insecta; Hymenoptera; Agaonidae. Bases 142 to 1062 code for a protein of 306 amino acids. The record is from RefSeq and is a predicted model, not a curated record. Gene Ontology annotation, cellular component: cytosol.
AUUUUUAACACUUACACACAAAUUAAAACAGAGUUAGAUUCCCGCCGAUCAGUGUCGGAUUAAAUGAAGACGAACACCUGCUAAUCUUUACUAGACGUCCUGGCGAUUAUAGCUCUGGAGACUGCUAAAUCGUUGACACAUAUGAUAAGGACAAUGAUUAAUUUGCGGAAAUUUAUAGAUAUCGGUGCUAAUUUAACGGAUCCCAUGUAUCAAGGUGUUUAUAAUGGUUCACAGAAGCAUCAGCCAGAUCUUGAUAAAGUUUUAGAACGUAGCUGGAAUAAUAAUCUGUCAAAAAUUAUUAUUACUGCAAGUAGUUUGGAAGACAGUAAAAAAGCUUUAGAAAUAGCAAAAACUGAUGAAAGACUCUUUUCUACUGUCGGCUGUCAUCCAACAAGAUGCAAUGAAUUUGAAGAAUCUGGUGAUCCAGAAGCAUAUCUAGAUUCCUUCUGUAAACUUGCUCUUAAUAAUAAAAAUAAAAUUAUAGCAAUAGGUGAAAUGGGUCUCGACUAUGACAGAUUACAGUUCUGCCCGAAGGAAACACAAAAAAAAUAUUUUGAAAUGCAAUUAUCUUUAUCCUCAACACUUAAAUUACCUAUGUUUUUACAUUGUCGGAAUGCAACAGAAGAUUUUGUACACAUUCUCAGGAAACAUAAAGAUAGGUUACCAGCAGGUGUUGUUCAUUCUUUUGAUGGUAACACUGAAGAUGCAUAUAGUAUAUUACAACUAGGACUCUAUAUUGGAAUUAAUGGAUGUUCUCUUAAGACUGAAGAAAAUCUUUUUGUUGUAACAACAAUACCAUCGGAUAAGCUUGUUAUAGAAACAGAUUGUCCAUGGUGUGAAAUCAGGCCAACUCAUGCUUCUACCAAAGAUAUUGUAACGCAAUUUUCUUCAGUUAAGAAAGAAAAAUGGCAACCUGAUAAAAUGAUUAAAGGACGAAACGAGCCCUGUACUAUUGUUCAAAUAUUGGAAGUACUUGCAAGUAUAAGAGAUGAAGAGGAAGAAUAUCUUUGUAAUCAAAUAUACAAGAAUACUAUGAAACUUUUUUUUCCAUAUGAAUUGUAAUACUAUUUUAUACACCUACAAAUGAGAACUCUGUACAAUAAAAAGUGCAUCUUAUUGUAUACAAA